Contarinia nasturtii (swede midge) is the source of this 1989-nucleotide messenger RNA. RefSeq lists its product as uncharacterized. The coding region runs from base 182 to 1843 and encodes 553 amino acids. NCBI's taxonomy places the organism in Eukaryota, Metazoa, Arthropoda, Insecta, Diptera, Cecidomyiidae. Gene Ontology annotation, molecular function: protein binding. The record is from RefSeq and is a predicted model, not a curated record. The transcript is spliced from 4 exons.
UAGUUAACGUCACUCACUACAUUGGUUAUUUCGAAUAAAUUUUUAGUUUUUAAGUUUUAUUUAAACAUCUCAAUAGAUGUAGGAUUUCUAUUUCAAAAUAAAAUUAAAUUAGUUGAUUAAAUCAAUACAUUUGUUCCGAUCGUUUGCAUCAACGGACAUUAAUUACAAUUAAGAUUUCAUCAUGUUGUGGAAAAAAGAAUCAACGGAAGAGCAUGCAUUUUACGAGGAUAUAAUUGCAAAUAACGGCGGCGCUGACGCAUUGAAAAUGACUUUUACCCAUGUUAGAUAUGAAGAACAGGUUAAAUCUAACAAAGACGAUAAAUUGUCAUUGGAUAAACGAAAAAUGGGAAACAAAUUCUUUAAACAAGAAAAAUGGGCCGACGCAAUGGAAAUGUAUAAUGCAAGUUUACGCUAUGCUGAAAAUGGUUCGGAAAAUAUCAGCCUUGCCUAUGCCAAUCGAUCGAAUUGCUUUUUAAAGUUAAAGCGUUACAAUGAAUGUCUCGUGGACAUUCAAUUGGCAAAAGAAGCCCGCUAUCCCCCGGAGUCAAUAGAAAAACUCAAUCGACGAGAGGAAGAAUGUUUGAAGCAUAUUACUGACGGAGCUGAAUCGACAAAAUAUGAAGCAAUUCUCGAUUUCGAGCCGGACGAGAAGUUUCCGUGCAUGGCCAAUGUUCUUGAAAUCAAAAAUGAUUCCGAUGGUGAUUUGAGGCUCUUUGCAAAAGACAAAAUCGAUGUUGGUCAAACGAUCGUAGUGGAAAAGGCGCUAAUAAAUUACAUAUAUUCACGAUAUAGUUGGCGAUGUGAUGUUUGUUUGAAGGAAUAUGCCAAUUUUGUACCGUGCGAUAAAUGUGUUUUCGCAAUGUUUUGUGACGAUUGUCGCAAUAAUCAGCUGCAUCAAUACGAAUGCGGUGUAAGGUUUAGUUGGAACGUUAAUUCGGAGGCUAUUAGUAUCAAUGGAACGAUAAUGUCUAUCGUUCGUAGCUGUUUAUGGGCAAUUGAUCUAUUUGCGAGCGUCGAUGAAUUGAUGGUUUUCGUGGAGCGGGUUAUCACAAGCGAUCCGAAACGAAUACCAAACUCAUUAUCGGAUGCGAAAUCACAAUAUGAAGCUUUCCUAAAGUUACCGAGAUUAAGGACGAAUAUUAAUAUUCCUUGCAUCCUAUAUGAAUGCAAUCGAAUGCUUAUGAAUAUUCCGAAGAUCGAGCACACAUUUAAUUCGGUCAAGCACCAUCGUUUUUUGAUGCAUUUAAUAGGUCAUCAUGCUUUCAUUUUGAAAUCACAUUCAAUACCAACAAUUCCAGAUACAGAUUGUCAUCGCUCUGAACAAGGUUUGCCAACAACAGUAUGCUGUACUCAAACUGGGCUAAUGAGACAAUAUAUAAAUGUAUCCUGUUAUCCAAAUGUCAUGGAACAUAGCCACGAUGGACAGGCGGUCGUCAUUGCGAUUCGACCCAUCUUAAAAGGACAACAAUUGUUUAACACGAGUUUAUUCGGCCAUCUAUUUGAUUCGAAAGAGAGGCGACAUGAAAUUUUACGGGAUAGAUAUGAAAUAACUUGCAAAUGUGAACGAUGUGAAGGACACUUAGCAUCAGAUGAACAGCGCAAACGAAUAACUAGUGAUCCAAAUUUCCGGUAUUUGAAAAGAGUCAAGUUGAAUAUAAAGGAAAUCUGUGCUGAUAAAAAGAGGCAGCAGACAUUGGACGACAAAUACAAAAGCUGUUUACGAAAAUUUGGUCAAAUGCCGUGGUGUGAUCUAGUAGGAAAAUUAUUAGUUGAAUACAUGAUACUAAAAAUGGCUACGAUGCGCAGUGCCGUAAGCACAGAAACCGCACAUCAAACGGAUUGAACGCUUCGAAGUUCGAAUAUUGUCUACCAAUUGUACAAACACUAGAAAUAAGAUUAAUCUCUAUUUGUUCAUGUUUAACGUAUCAACAAUGAAUAUAAUAUUUGCCAAGUUUUAUUUUAAAUUAAAGAAUUCGUCUGAUCAAUCAA